This is a messenger RNA of Trametes versicolor FP-101664 SS1, 687 nucleotides long. RefSeq lists its product as uncharacterized. Lineage: Eukaryota; Fungi; Basidiomycota; Agaricomycetes; Polyporales; Polyporaceae. The record is from RefSeq and is a predicted model, not a curated record. Bases 1 to 687 code for a protein of 228 amino acids. The transcript is spliced from 4 exons.
AUGAGAUUAGCAGUCUUCACAGCUGUUGCUCUCGCUGGGGCUACUUACGCGCGCCCUGGGGCUUUUUUCGACGAUGCGUCAAUCGUGCAGAAGGACCCAAACACCGUCGAGCCGAUCCCUGGCACGUUCGUCGGCUUCACCUGGGACGGGUUCGGGUUCACGUCGUGCCCCGGGGACGCAUGUCACUCUUUUCCUGCGAACUUUACGCAGCAGUACACACCGCCGCGGCUCGCCAUGGCGGAGGGCCUCGUCGUUGGGUUGCUUAUUCACCAAGUCGAUCUGGCGACGUCGCCAAAGGGCACGUUUACUCUUGCUGACGAGAGCGGCUCGUUAGAUCUUGGCGCAUUCGACGUGUUCGAUAUCAUCGACCUCCCGCGGACAAUCUGGUCACUUGUGUAUAGCAUGCGGCCGGACUCAGUGAAGCUGGGUGCAAAGGAGGACAUGCGCGUACACCUCGACUGCACGCUCGCGGGCGGCGCGGGGGACCACGUCACCCUCGCGAUCUCCUUCAACCGCAACAGAGACAGGGCGGGAUACUCGGUCACCGCGGACAAGCUUGGGAGCCAGUUUGUCGCGCUCAGCGCGUGCACCAUUUUGACCACACAGGUGUUCUUUCCGCUGGGUCAGGAGCUCGAGAUCCCGACGGAGAGCAUGGGCUUGGACAACCUGAACGUCUGCGUACGGUGA